This is a messenger RNA of Vespula vulgaris, 8744 nucleotides long. RefSeq names its product small subunit processome component 20 homolog. The transcript is spliced from 12 exons. The coding region runs from base 289 to 8541 and encodes 2750 amino acids. Lineage: Eukaryota; Metazoa; Arthropoda; Insecta; Hymenoptera; Vespidae. The record is from RefSeq and is a predicted model, not a curated record. Gene Ontology annotation, cellular component: nucleolus; small-subunit processome; 90S preribosome.
AUUUGGUAAAGUUCCCGCCUCGGCCACGUGACCUCCGUAAGUUCUCCCGAAAACCGCUAGAGUGCUUUAGCUUCGUGAAGAACUCAUUCGCUCGUGGAGCUUCGUCGAUUCACGUAGUUUUCCAGGCAUAUUACGAACGAUCGUUCGAGGUACUAUCAUUAUGGCGUCACGUGAGUUUCGUUCCCGGUAAUUCUAACCUUUUAACUUGUUGAUCGCCUAGUGCGUAUACACGUGUAUCGUUAAUAUCGUUUAAAUGAAAUAAGUGUAAUUUUGGGAUAUUGUAUCAAGAUGAAGAACAAGCCGAUACGUCACAAGGAAAAAAAUACUUUUCAGUUUAAAUCAUUUUCCGAACGGGUAAACGAAAUUGAUAUCGACGUUUUUCAUCGCGUAGUACAUAAAAAUGAAGAAAAUAACGAGGAAGUUGAAACGUAUUUUCAUGAAACGCUUCAAAAAUUGAAUUUUUUGAAUUUAACAGAGGGUUAUUGUAGCUUUAAAAGACAAGUCCGUGAAAUCGUUACUCUUCCGCAAUUGCUCAAUAAGAAGCAGUAUGUAAUUGAUUUACUUUUGGAAUAUUUAAACAAGCGAGAUGUUUUGUUUUUACAACCAAUACUGGAGUUAGUGGUUGCCUUGGCAAAAGAUCUGCAAAAAGAUUUUUACGAGUAUUUCCCCGAAUUUUUAAGCGCUAUAAUCGGCUUAUUACAAACUAAAGACCCGGAGCAAAUAGAAUAUGCAUUCGUAGCUCUUGCCUACUUAUUCAAAUUUUUAUGGCGAUAUUUGGUCAAAAAUGUAAAAACUGUUUUGGAUUUGCUAUUGCCACUUUUAAAUGACACGCAACCAGGUUAUGUCAACAACUUUGCUGCAGAAAGUUUUGCUUUUGUCGUUCGCAAAAUUAAAGACAAAGAAGCAUUUGUUAAAUUACUGUUAAAUAUAUUGGAGGACAAUCGACAUAGCGUUACCGGCUGUGGAAGAUUAAUGUUCGAAGUAAUAUCCGGCACACCAGGUCAAUUUCAUUCCUGUGCAGAUCAAAUUUUAUUACUUUAUUUUCAUUCUCUAAAAGAUGAAUCCGUAAAUCAAGAUCUCGCAUACGGCGUUAUGGGACAAGUGACGAAUUGUAUUCUACAAAAUAUACAUUCUUCCAAAUGCGACGUACUUUGGAACACUUUCUUGAAAGUGUUAGACACAACAACCAAGGAACUGAAGAUCGUAUCAGGAAGAAAAAGUCAUUUAGAACUUGUUUUGCGUCUCAUGAAUGUUGUUCUUACUCAUAAAAAUGGAAGGAUGCUCAACGAUCCUGUACCUUUGAUUAAAAAACUGGUAAAUAUGAUCGAUGAUUUUCGAAUGGAUAAUAGCGUUUCAUCGGAGAUUAUCAAUGCACUAAUUAAUAUUCUUCUAUCUAACGUUAAAUUGGCUCAAGAAACUUCUAGUCAUUUACUUCUUAAAGUAAUGUCUAUAGAUAACGUAGAAUUAUUAUAUAAUGCGGUUGAAAAACUGAUACAUUAUUCGUCAUUCGAGUCAUUGGUAUUACCGCAUCUGUUGAAAAGGUGUAAUUCCAUUGGAUUGAAAUCUGAAGAAGUAAGGUUGUUGGGUAAAAUAAUAAGACAGAAAGCACCUCCUUGCCUCAGCGGUUUGACUUUAAACAGAUGGAAGAAGUUCAACCUUGACGUAAGAAACGUGUCGAAGGAAAGUAUUGAUUACUUCUCGAAAGAAUUGAACGCCGUAACUGAUUUCACAUCAUCAGAUGCAUUUUGGAUUAUAAUGAUCGUACCACAUUUAAAAUUUUUACCCGAAGAUAUUAAAGUCUUGAUAAGCACGCAACUCCGAACGGUUUACAGUAAAAUAUUACAUCACGAAAAUAUGGAAAAUAUUAUGGAACUUGAGAAACUUAAUCUCAUAUUUUUGUUCUUACUCGAUACGACGAUUCAUAUUUUGGAAAGAGACGAAUUUUAUGAAUUCACAAAGUCGCAUGACAUACAGAUAAUGCGUGUAAUGGAAAAACAGAGUAAUGAUCCUUUCGUUCUCAAUGCUGUAGACUUGUAUCUAACAUUUUACAAUGGAUCGCAGUAUCAUGAAAAAUUCUUCAAUCUGGUAGUAUUUGACGCGCUACACGACUGCAUAGUAAAAAAGUUAAAUUCGUCCGUUCAUUCGACACGCUUGGUCGUAACGCAUCUGUAUUCGUUGUUCGCUAACGUCAAAGGUAUAAUGCUAUCCAAAGAAAAUAUCGACAAGAAUGCUCUGGAUCUGAUUUAUCUAGCUGAAAGCGUACCGGCGACGAUACAACGAUAUCGAGAUAAAUUGUUGCAUUUACAGAGCUUAACAUUUGAAAGUAAUGCUACGACCAAUUUAGAUCCUAAGUACUACGAGAUUCCCCUUAGAUAUUUAUUAGGAAAUUUUUAUGUAAACUUCUCUUUAUUAUGGGAUCCUGUAAGUAAAAUUAUUGCAAGCUACGCUACCAAAGAAUGUACUCAGUUUUGGUCGGUAUUUCUUUCCGAAUUGAAAGAUGCAGAUGCGACUAAUCGGACGUGUCAACAAGUACAUCGAUCUGAAAUAAUUCAAAGUUUGGAGUUGCAGGUAUACGAAACGGAUGAUAAACCAGAUUAUAAUAAUUAUAAAAUUCUUCUUUGGAAGUGCAUGCCUCUUUUCGUAAAUUACUGCGAAAUGAAAAACAGAGAUUUAACAAGUCUAUUUAUUGAAUUUGUAAAUAAUAACUUCUUCAAGUCUAAUUCCGAGGAUGCUAAAUUUUGUAGUAUUAAGAAACAUGAAAAUGUAUCCAUCGCAAACAACGAUAAUACGGACGAAGAAGAGGAUGACGAUGACGAAACAACGGAGAAAGAUGAAAUAUCUUCGAAAGCGGACAAUAAAAAAUUACCCGCUCGAGCAAGGAUAUACAAAAUAAAAUUAUUACUGGCGCAAAUGGAAAUAUAUGGGAAGAUGAUGAAUCCCAACGUGUUAUAUAGAGAAACAGAAAUGCGUAAAAUAUAUUUGGAUUUGCUUUCUUCUAAAAAUUCUGAAAUACAAAGUGCUGCCUUAAAUUGCCUUUGUACGUAUAAAUAUAAAUAUCUUUUACCAUAUAAAGAUCAUUUAUAUAAUUUAAUCAGUGAGAAAAAUUUUAAGAACGAACUUGCGCGCUUUAAAGUCGACACGGAAAGUAAUUGUAUAUUGGAUGAAGAUCGCGACGGGCUUAUGCCCAUGCUGAUGAGAAUCGUUUAUGCAAAGAUGAUAAUGAAAACUGGAAUGCGAACUGGUGGUAAAGCUGGUGGAUCAUUAAGACGCAAAGUUAUAUUGCGCUUUCUUGCUGGCUCUCGGGAAGACGAGAUGAUUAUGUUCGUUGAAAUGGCCUUUAAACCUUUCCAAAGAUAUUUAUCAUUCUCCUCGAGUGCGUCUGUUGACUUGAACGUGUUAAUAGAGAGCAUCGUCAAUACCGUUGAUCUAACUAACGUCAUACCGCCGAAACGUUUGAGAAGCGCCAUGAAUUUAUUGGGGAUUAUAAUGGAGCAAUUUGGGGCAAAAAUGUCAACAAAACUUUUACCACAUUUGCUUGGUCUAUCGAUGUGCAUUGGGGCUAUAGUCACGGGGAUAUUACAAAGAUCGGAUCAAGUUCAUUCUGGUUAUUUAUCGACGAUCAAAAAUGUAAAAACUAAUUGCAUUGCUAUAAUGGCAAGAUUCUUUUCCCAUUUUGAAAAUUACGAAUGGAAGAAGCAUGAAAUAGAUGCUGUUUUCAAUGUCGUGGUAUUUCCUUGGUUGGAAAAAUUACCUAUAGAAGGGAUUCAUAGUCCUACUGCUUUGUUGAAAUUAUUUAUUUCUUGGAGCCAAAAUUCACGUUACUAUCCUCUAUUCGUGAGGCAUCGGGACAGCGAUACGAAUAUUACCGUUCUUCCUUAUAUCAUGAAACUUUUGUUGGGACCUAAAACUCAUUCGUCCGUAAUUAAUGCUAUUUUGGAAAUGAUCGAAAAAAUGUUAACAACGGAGGAUUACGGAAGAAUUAAUCCAGACGCAGACAAAAUGGAUACGGAUAUACCUUUUCUACCGUUAACGUCUGUCCUCGCAAAUCUACUUCCCGUGAAUGACAAGCUUCUGUCAGAGGGAAUUAAUUAUGGAUCCAUUAUUUUACUUCCGCACGUCGACGAUAUUUUAGAAUAUAUGAAGAGAAAGCUUAAGAAUUCUGGCAGAGGUAUGAAUAAAACUGAAUUAAUUAUUCUAUCGCGCAUUUCUGAGUUCGCAAAAGAUCCGGAUACGUGCGACACGUUAUUGGUACUUAUUUUACCGAUAUUAAUGAAGAAAGCAGUAGCAAACGAAAGCGAAGAUGUUAUUAUCGAAUUCAUUACGACCGUUACGAAUCUCAUGAAACAUGUAAAAUCAGCAGAAACUCAUCUAAGAGCUGUCGCACCUUUGCUCGGUGCGGUAUCGGCGGUACCUGCCCGCAAACUUUCGAUUCAAUUGUACAAUAUUAUUGCUGAAAGAUCUGCCGAAGAAAAUCAACGAUUAAUCGUGCAAAAUUACAACUUAUUGCAAGGGCUCAAUGCGUGGGAUCACAGAUGGAUCGAUCAGCCUGAUUUUCAAAAAAGGUUGAAUGCCUUCGGUGACAUUAAUAAUUUGAUAGAAAAAAAUGAAAUAGCCCUAAAUUGUGGCGUGUCUAUCAUAUAUAAUUGCUUCUUCUUCUUAAAAAAUGAAUCGGAUUUAGCUAUAAAGGAUUAUGCUGGUCAGUGCCUUAAGAAUCUUGGACCCAAUUUGGCAAGAAAGUAUAAGGAUAAUCCAUCUGACAGACGUUAUUUGAUGGAUGAAACGAUCUUACAGCUUAUAAAAAAAGGAAUAAAUAGUAAGUCCGAAGUAUUAUGCUUUCAGUCAAUAGCGUUUUUAGGACACAUGUCGUUAGAAUGUCCGGAGAUACAUCCCGUUUUACGCGACUUAUCAGGAUUGUGCAACAAAGCAGAUCCCGAGGUAGAUUUUUUUGAGAACAUGCGACAUUUGCAAAUGCACAGGAGAGCUCGUGCAUUAUUGAAAUUUUGCGCUGUGUCAAAGACAUUGACCAAACGUCCAAAUCCGAAAACGCUCACACAAUUUAUUCUUCCUCUUGCUUCGACCUAUCUGUGUAAUGAAGCCUACGUCAAUAGAAACAACAUGAUAGAUGCAGCAAUCGAAACAGUUGGUACCAUAUGUAAACUUUUGCCUUGGUAUCACUAUGAGAUCAUUUUAAAAUAUUAUUUAAAUGCAUUGAGAAGAAACGUUCAAUUUCAAAAACAAGUCAUCAGACUGAUCGUGACGAUAUUGGAUUCUUUUCACUAUGACCUCUCGAAAUACAAGCCUUUGGAAGAAAUUUCCUUAAAAGGAACAGCCUUGUCUGAAAGUGGAAAAGAUCUUAACCGUGAGAACGAUGAAGAAGAAGAUGAAGGUAACGGGGACGAACGUGAAAAUGAAGAAGACAAAGAGGAAAGAAUGGACAUGGAAUUGAAUAAUGAAGAUAUUGUCGAUGUAGAAGAUAAUGAUGAGAGAAUACAUGCAGAUUUGCCUGUAUUGCAAAGACAAAUUAUACUGUCGCAAUAUGGAGCAAAACGAGUUAUAUUUGGUAUAUCAAAAGGAUUACUACCACAAUUAUAUAGGUCUAUCGCGGCAAGGACUCGUCAAGAUAGUACACACAAGAUUAAUAAAAAAAAAGCAGCAGCAGAAACGGAAGAGGAAGAUUUAACGAGAGUUCCCAUUGCGUUGGCGCUAGUCAAGUUAUUGCAAAAGCUUCCAGAAGAUAUUUUGGAGUCCCAUUUACCAGGGAUCUUCAUGAAGCUGUGCACCUUUUUGAAAUCUCGUCUAGAAUCUGUAAGGAGAGUUACUCGUGAAGUGUUACAGAAGAUAAUGAUCACCUUGGGACCAAAGUAUCUUCAUCAUCUUUUAAGAGAAUUGAACAGUCUUUUAACAAAAGGCUUUCAAGUUCACGUUCUUGCGUAUACGAUACAUUCUGUUUUAACCGUUUUAAAGCCACAUUUCCAAAAAUUUGAUAUUAAUAGAAACUUGCAAAGUAUUUUAUCAGUUUGCAAAAUUGAUCUCUUUGGAUUGACUGCGGAAGAGAAGGAAGUCAUUGGUAUCGUAAAAAAUAUUACAGAAGCCAAAUCAACAAAAAGUUACGAUAUUUUUCAUAUAUUGGCGGAAUAUAUGACAGAAUCUUGUUUGCUCGAUCUGAUAAUGCCGUUAAGAGAUGUCCUUAUGAGAACACAUUCGCAUAAAACGGUGCAAAAGGUCGUGGAAUGUUUAAAAAACAUUGUCCUUGGUUUAGCAGAUAAUACCUUCAUACCACUUGAACAAAUGCUUAUAUUCUUGUAUGGGGUUGUAUCAGAAAGUAUACCAAAAUUAUUGGCAACAAAGAAGCAUGAACAAUUGACGGAAAAGGAAGUAGAAGUAUUGCAAAGGCAAAAGCCAGAUUGUUUUAUAAUACCUGCAGAACCAAAAAAUAGAAUGGGUAUGAAAGUUGCAUCAAAAACAACGACAAACACGAACGUUCAUGUAAUGGUCGAAUUUGGUUUGAAGUUGUACCAUAUAUUUCUAAAAAGAGAAAAGAUAUCUGAUGCGAUAUUUAAGCCCUAUUUGGAGCCCCUUGUAUUGGUUUUAAGUAACUGUUUGAAGUCUCAACAUGUGAAGCUGUGCACUCUAACUUUACAAUGCCUGAGCUGGAUGCUUAAGAUGGAUUUAAUGUCCGUACGCGAAUCGAUAAGUGACAUUUGCUCUUCCAUCUUCGAAGUUCUACACAAAUAUGCAGCAGCUGGUUUGGGCAAGGGAGAUAAUUUUGAUCUCGUAAUGGCAGCUUUUAAGUGCAUGUCAGUGCUUGUUCGUGACGUAAAGCAUUUUACAAUUACCGCUGAACAAUUAAAAAUUUUACUUUUGUAUGCCGAACAAGAUCUCUAUGACGGCGACAAACAAGCAACAGCGUUUGCCUUGCUUAAGGCAAUAAUUAAAAGGAAAUUAACGGCUCCAGAAAUGGAUGUAGUUAUGAAAAAAGUAGCCACGUUGAGUAUCACAUCGGAAUUGGAACACGUGAGAUUGCAGUCGCGAUCUGUAUUUUACUCAUAUCUUAUGGAGUAUCCUCUUAACAGUCAUCUCGACGAUCACAUAACAUUUUAUUUGUUCCAAUUGAGUUACGAAAUGCAGUACGGCCGUGUUAGUGCAUUACAAAUGAUUAGUAGCAUCAUCACAGGAUUUCCAUUGAAAUCUCUAAUUAAACGUGCAGGAUUCAUAUUUUUGAAUACUAGUGCUAGAUUGGUGAACGACGACGAUCCGACGUGCCGAAAGCUUUGUGCAUCGUGCAUCAAAGAAAUGUUAAUACGAUUGCCUCACAACGAGAGAGAUAAACUGUUCGAUAUUGUAUUUGCCUGGCUGAAAGACUCCCAGAUCAUUCAUCGACGAUUGGCCGCACAGUUAUGCGGUAUAUUUGUCGUGGUUGAAAAAGAAAAUUUUGAGCCGCGUCUCGCAAAUACGUUGCCUAUUUUAUUGCAACAAUUUCAUGACGAUAUCGAUGCCUUGAAAAAACCAGAACCUGGUCAUUAUGUAAAAUUACAUUCUGAAAAGGAAAAUGAUAAAAAACGCAAAUGGAAUUCAAACAUAAAAGAUCCGGAACGAUUAAAGGAUCAUCAUUUAUAUCAAGUGCUGCAAUUAUUGUUAAAACUAUCUGGACAAUGUCCAGGUUUUCUAAAAAAUAAAAGAUACAAUACGGAGAUAUCUUCGUUUGCCGAACACAGUCAGUCAUUGUUGGCACAUCCGCACCUGUGGGUUCGUUUAGGAGCUACGCAGCUGAUCGGUUUUAUACUAUCUGUACUCGACGUAGAGAAAAUCGUGGAACUUAUAAAGAAUCCGGAAGAUCAUGCCACAAUCGAUAGUUAUAUCUAUUCGAACCCUGUCGAUACGUUAAGGAGUUUAUCUUUAGACUUAAUUGCACAAUUACAGCCAGACAUGAUGUUCGAAGAAUUGGCGGACCAAGUCGUGAAAAACUUGAUCUUCGUUGGAAGAAUUUUGAAAUCAGUUGAAAGUCCAAAUAACGAGGAUAUAAAUAAAGACGGUAAUUCUUUAUCUCUCGGUUGGCUGAUGAGAAGAUUAAGGAAAAGUGUAAAUAUAGAAGUGAUUCAGGCACCCAAGUCGAUAUCGGUGAGAAGCGCAGUAUUCAAGUGGAUCGCCGGUAUAGUGGCUACUGUACCAAUCGAAGAAUUAAAUGCGUUACUUUUUAAUUUAAUGUCUCCGUUGGUACGAGAAAUGACCACGACCGAGGAAUCGAAUGCUCCUUUGCGUCAAUUGGCAAAAGAGAUAGCUUCUAUGAUAAAAAAACAAAUAGGUAUCGAAGAAUAUGCGAAAUUACUUAGUAAAGUGCAACAAAAAAUCGAUAGUAAAAAAGCAGAACGCCGGAAGAUACGAAAGCAGCAGUUUGUGACAGAUCCGGAAUUAGCAGCGAAACGUAAAAUUGCGAAACAACAAAGAAAGAAAGAAAGUAAAAAGAGAAAGCUGAACAACGCAAGGGGUAAAAAUAUAUCGAGGAAACGAUUAAAAAAAGAGAUCGAUUUGGAUCAUUUUUAAUUGUACAAGUGUUUUGUUUAUUAAUCUUUACCUUUUUACGAAAUAACAAGUUUUCUUAUCGUUGUUGUGUUAUCGACUUGCCAUUGUAAAUAUGUAACAUAUACGUAUAUACACACACACACGAUGUAGAGCAUCGAAUACGUGUGUUCACGUUUCAUAAGAAUUUUAUAAUGAAAAUUAUAAUUAAGUUGUGUGUUAUCUUA